This is a messenger RNA of Annulohypoxylon truncatum, 1598 nucleotides long. RefSeq lists its product as uncharacterized. NCBI's taxonomy places the organism in Eukaryota, Fungi, Ascomycota, Sordariomycetes, Xylariales, Hypoxylaceae. Gene Ontology annotation, molecular function: ATP binding; protein kinase activity. The record is from RefSeq and is a predicted model, not a curated record. Bases 168 to 1214 code for a protein of 348 amino acids. The transcript is spliced from 6 exons. Gene Ontology annotation, biological process: protein phosphorylation.
GUGGCGGCGGCGGCCCUCCUGGAGACGACGACGGUAGUCCUCCUAUCAAGCUUGGCCCCGGCAGACCUGACAGAGGUCGACUUCCCGGUGGCAAAGUUCCUAUAAUAUCGAAAUACUACGGCAACUGGAAUAAAUAUCUGGCACAAGUCGAAGCUCAAAGAAUCCGAAUGUAUUUUGAACGGGAUACUGCUAAUUUCAGAUACAUGAAACUCCUUGGAAACGGCAUCACCAAUGUCGCCUGCCAGGUCAGAUACAGGCACAGAUGGUGGCGAUAUCACAAACCUGGUCAAGUGUUCGUCGUGAAGCGUCCAUUCCUACCGCAGUCGGAGGAAGCACUUCAGAACGAGAUCAGUGCCCUCCAAAUGCUUAGAGGGUCGAUGCACAUUGUUCAACCUUUCUUUUUGAAUGACGGCGUUAGGAACCCGCUUGCUGAACUUCCCGGCCCAACAAUAUUCAUGGAGUAUCUGCACGGCGGGAGUAUCCACCAGUUCGCAGCAAGAUACCAACAACAUACCAACAUCCCGAUGCCUAAUAGGCUACUCUGGAGGAUACUCAUGUGUCUCGUACGGGCCUGUAUCGGUUUAGCCUACCCACAGAGGAAGACAACACCUGGUGUCGUUUUGGAGCAAAUUCCAGCUGAUUAUCCACAACGAGAUAACCCGGAAAAUUGGAUGCACGGCGACAUGCAUGGAAACAAUAUUUUAUGGGGCGAUUAUCAACCCGAUGAUCUCGAUCAUGCUUUGACACCAACUCUCAAGCUCAUUGAUCUGGAACGUUUUCGACAAGGAGAAGAACCAGAGGGGGGCAGGUUUCCAGGAGCCGAGAUGAACCUUCAUGAGGCUAGUGGGUCUAUCCUUAGCUGCAUUAUCAGGACGCAGGCAGACAAGGCCUACAAUGUGAAGGUUCCCGGUCGCGCUGCAGCAUUUCACUCUUACGCUCUCCUCCCCGCGAGCCAAUACCCAAAUCUAGACAGAGAGCUUGCGGACCUCGUCACGGAGAUGUGUGCCUGCGAUCCGGCAUGGGCCCCGCGUCUUGUGGAGAUGUACGAACGAACUUACGCCGGCCUGCAGAAAGGGGCGAAUUAUUACGUGAACUUCCCGCAUGGAGAGCGCGAAACGGACGAUUUCAUCAAGAAUCUCUGCCGCGAAUGGCUUCUCGAACCCGACCCAGAGGGCCCAGCAAGGGCUCCAAUAGCUGGUCACUCCUCCUCAUGAUGCAUAUAGAUGAUUCCAAGUUGGCGUAGGAACGGAGUAGAAUCUGUUAAAAAGGGUUAUUAAUAGUGUAAGUCAAGGUUAACAAGUAUGUGGGGUUAGUAUUAGUAUCUAGAUUUAUGAAGAUAACUCGUUUAUUCAUCCUAAUUGUACCAAGUGUCUAGCAGUUUCCGAAUGAAGAUGUUUCUUGUGUUAGUUUUCUUACAUCAGCCCGGACUGUCACUGUUUUCAUCGGACAAGAUAUUGUUCCUUCAAGUGUUUAAACGCGUCGGAGAACGGGCAGGAUUUAGUAGGGUGCCGCCCUGGGUAUUGUAUCAUUGCGAAUGCAGGUAGUACAUAUGAUCGUUGUGUUUGACACCAAAUUGAAACGGAGAUUAAGUGCGGCUC